This is a messenger RNA of Setaria italica (foxtail millet), 653 nucleotides long. RefSeq names its product protein CASPARIAN STRIP INTEGRITY FACTOR 2. Bases 78 to 323 code for a protein of 81 amino acids. The record is from RefSeq and is a predicted model, not a curated record. The transcript has 3 exons. NCBI's taxonomy places the organism in Eukaryota, Viridiplantae, Streptophyta, Magnoliopsida, Poales, Poaceae.
UAAGGUUGGACAUUGGGGCACUGCUCUUCAGCUAUAUAAACCUGAACGUACACUGUUUCUAUGCAGCGUUCAAGAAGAUGACUUCGAAGAUAGUAUGCAGAGCUUCGGUGCUUGUUUUUCUGCUCAUUGUUGUGUCAGCGCUUUCGGUAUGCACCGAAGGAGGAAGGGAGCUAGCGAAAGAAAAUGUUCACAAGGUGCAUCCCGCCGCUGCAUCUGAAAAGGGAGCAACAGCCUCAGGCGACAUGGUUAAGACAAACGACUACGGACGCUACGAUCCGACUCCGGCGUUUGCCAAGCCUCGUUUCAAGCUUAUACCCAACUGACUGACUGCUACUUUGCUUCUGUGUACUCCGUACUGAGCGAGGUUAAACUUAUUAGCAACAUAUAUUAUAUAGAUAGAUGACAUAUGUGGACUGUGGAGUGAUGGAUCAUAGAAGUAGUCGUGUACUAGUAUAUAGGUAACUUGUGUAAUAUUGGUGGCCUCGGUGCCUCUACUGAAUAUAUGUACUAGAGUUUAGACAGUGGCAGUGUGCUUCGGUUUGGUGACGUGUUCUUGUGUUGGAUCUUUGAUCCCAACUUCCCAAGGCAGAAUUUGGGUGUUUCUGAUUGAGAACAGCAGGUUAUUAUGUAGACCGGGCCCUUUAUUUCGAAUA